AUGGGCCGCCCCGCGACGGAGGCCCUGCGCUGCGUGGCCGGGUUUUUCAAACACGCGAUCCCGCGGAAUCCGGGGCAAAGGGUGUUCGUCUCCGACCUCCGUUGGGCCCUCGCGAUCGGCGCGGAGCUCACCGCGGGGGAGUACCUCCGACGUCGUCUCACGCGCGCCGCGCCGCUGCCGCUGAUCGUCUCCGCCUGCCCGGGGUGGGUGUGCUACUGCGAGAAGCAGGGCGGCGCGCUGCUCUCGCGGCUGAGCCCCUUCCUCUCCCCUCAAGGGAUCGCCGGGUCGCUGGUGAAGCGCGGCCUCGACGCCACCUGCUACCACGUCUCCAUCCAGCCGUGUUUUGAUCGGAAGUUGGAGGCCGCCCGGGAUGGCGGGUUCUGGACCAACGGAACGAAGGAAACAGUCGCGCCGGAAGAAGAAGGGAAAGAGAACGAGAAAGGGGAAGGGGAAGAAGCGGGGGGGGAAAAGGUGCCCUACACGGAUUGCGUGUUGAGCACCGCGGAGCUGCUGGAGUGGAUGCGCGAGGUCGACGAAACGCUCCCCUGGCGAGCCCCGCUCGACUCCGAGGUCGACCCCGCCCUGGAGGGGGGGCGGAACCCCACGAACGAAACCCUCGCGCGCGUCGAAGGCAGCGGCGGGUAUCUCCACCAGGCGAUGCUGAAGGCGUGGCGCCAUGCCGUCGCGGAGGCGGAAAAGGACACCGGCGAUCCCGCGGGAUCCCCCUCGACGCCGGUCUUUGAGUACGAAACGAAGCGGAAUCGAAACCACCAGCUCGUGCGCUGCGCGGCGCUCCCGGAGGAGGUUUUCUGCGUCGCCUAUGGAUUUCAGCAGAUUCAGAACAUCGUGCGGGGGCUCAAGAAGAACCUCCCGGCGGUGCGUUCCUACACGUUUAUUGAGAUGAUGGCAUGCCCAGAUGGUUGUCUGAACGGCGGCGGGCAGAUUCGUCGAUCGCCGCACACGCCGCAAAACCACGAGGCAACGCUUCGCGCGGUGGAAGGCGUUUUUGAGGAGUUUUUGAUGAAUCCAGAGCACGUCUCGGGAAGUUGUUUGGAGAAUGGCGAGGGGGGUGAGGCGAAUUGUGGAGAUUUCAAAGAAGAAGAAUCGCAUUCUGGAAAUUUGGCGAAAAAAGACUCGACGGAAGCUCCAAAGUGGGAUCACGCGACGUCGUCUUGCCAGCAGAAUGGGAUUCACGCCCCCGCCUCGACAGGGGAGGGGGAGGGGGCUGCUCCUGCGGAAAAGCCUCUUUUCUCGCAAAAAUUUGCGAGAGAGAUACUGGAGCGCGUCGGCCUGGAUGCGGUGCGGUGUGUAUUCGUUGAUCGGCAGAAAGAUUUUGAAGAGAUGCUUAACAAAGGCAACAUUCAAAGUCUAAAAUGGUGA
This is a messenger RNA of Phytomonas sp. EM1, 1380 nucleotides long. The record is from the annotation of a GenBank genome assembly. NCBI's taxonomy places the organism in Eukaryota, Euglenozoa, Kinetoplastea, Trypanosomatida, Trypanosomatidae.